Molecule: messenger RNA, 2884 nt
Organism: Sphaerodactylus townsendi
Lineage: Eukaryota; Metazoa; Chordata; Lepidosauria; Squamata; Sphaerodactylidae
Gene: NCAPH
Product: non-SMC condensin I complex subunit H
Exons: 19
Coding region: 230-2389 (719 amino acids)
Biological process (GO): mitotic chromosome condensation
Cellular component (GO): condensin complex
Molecular function (GO): chromatin binding
Source: RefSeq, a predicted model, not a curated record
CACUGCGUUUGCGCGGGUUGAUUCAAAUCCGAGGAACUACAGGGAAAGGCGUUCAUCAUGGCCGCUGCCGGCUGUCUGUUGAUGUUGUGUGAGUAGCCGGAAGGAGGCAACUGAUAUUCGCUGCGUGAAGCUGGUUUGCAGAAAACUAGGAGACUGAGAGCUUUCUCAAUCUCCUUGGGCAAGCCAUAAAGCGGGGCAGCAGUGGAGAAAACACUUGUACAGAGCAGCAAUGAGUUCUUCAAAUUCACGGUCUGCUGGUCAUGAAAGAAGAUUAUCUUCUGACGUGUUUGUGUCUCCUGGUACCAAGAGACAACCACUUAGCUCAUCUGGCACUCCUGUUCUGGAGAACUGCCCUGGGAAUGAUGAUGAGCGAGAGAGGAAGCAGCGGCGGCGCUCCAGGGUUAUCGACCUGCAAUUUAGCACUGAAUCCCCUUUGUCUGUGCAGUCGCCCUCCAACAAGCAAGCGGAAACAUCAUUGCCAGCAAUACCCCGACUGACAAAUACCCAGAUUGCUGAUCAUUAUUCAACGUGUAUCAAACUUUCAACAGAAAACAAAAUCACUACCAAAAAUGCAUUUGGCUUACACCUCAUUGAUUAUAUGACAGAAAUACUCAAACAGAAGGACUCUGAACUCACCAACUUUAAGAUAGCUGCUGGUACCUUGGAUGCCAGUACAAAGAUCUAUUCUGUGAGAGUUGAUGCUGUCCAUGCAGAUGUCUACAGGGUUCUUGGAGGACUAGGCAAAGACUCUGCACCAGCAGAACCUGUGGAUGACCAGGAUGCAAGUCGAGGAGUGGACUCUGAGAAUGGAAAAAAGCCUCCAAGCAAGAAGAAGCCCAUGUACAAAACAAUAGAACAGAAUCUGAAUAAUAUUAACGUCUCUGAGACCGAUGGUAGAUGUGAGGUUGAUCCAAUGUUCCAGAAGACUGUAUCCUCCUUUGAUGAGUGCAGCACAGCUGGUGUUUUCCUUACCACUCUUCACACGCAUAGCUAUCUCAGUGAAAUUCUGUUUGAUUCUAUGAUCACACCUCUCCCUUCUUCUGAAACCUCUGAGUUACCAAGUUCUUCUCACGUGAAAAUGGCAGACUUAAAAGCAAUCCUUCUGAAGUGUGUUGAAAAGCGGACAAUUUGUCCUUCCCUAGCUGGCUUCCUUUUUACUAAGUGGGACAGCGAGACCCAUAAUGAGUCAGUUUCAGCUCUGUUGGAGAAAUUUAAAAAGAGUGACCAGGUAUUUGAUAUCGAUGCCGAAGUUGAUAGUCACUCUGGGGACAACGCCGAAGGCCCAGCGGAUGAUGACUUUGAUGCAGACCUACUAGAUAGGACAGUCGCAGGAGAUCUUGGGGGAUUCUCUGAAAAGUUGGAGGCAUGUAGAGUAACUCCAGGAACCUCAAGGAAAAAUGUGCUCCCCUUGGGGGAAGGAGACAUUGGGUCCAUGUGCCUUCACCUGUCCAUGAAUCCCAGCGAGUACUCUUAUUUCAGCCCCCGAACCAUGUUCAUGUGGGCGGGCCCAGAGCACUGGCGUUUCAAGCCUCGCCAUAAAGGUGAUGCUAACUGUGAGACGGUAAACAGAAGGAAGACAGCAAAAAAAGUCCUGGAAAUAAAUUUUGAUGAGGAGAUUGAGUUUCAGCUUCAUUUCCGUGAAACGAGGGCAGCUACGACUCUGGCCCAAGCAACUCUGGAAAGUCAGAACAAGAAAGGCAACACUCUCCCCACAGAUUUCCAUUAUGAUCCCGACAACCUCACCCGCCUCUUCCUCAAACCGGCCAAUAGGCUGUGGAAAAAGCCACUAAAGGGCAACUCACCCAGUCAUGACGAUGAGGUUGGAGAGUAUGAUUACAACAAUCCCAAUGAUGUCUCCAAUUUUUGUCCUGCUUUGCAGGAUGCUGAUAGUGAUGGCGAUGAUGACUAUCCCAACGAGUUUGUGGGCCAGAGUGGGAUGUUUGAAAUGACCGCUCAUCCUACUGGAGGAGCAGGCCAAGACCCGGAGCUCAAUGGGGGGCUCAACAUCACCACCUACGGUGAAUCAAACCUUCUGGCCGAGCCACAGAAGGUUAACAAGAUUGCUAUCCAGUAUGCAAAGACUGCCAAAAAGAUGGACAUGAAGAGGCUAAAACGGACCAUGUGGUGCCUCCUAACUGAUGCACAGAAGAAUCAAACUGAGGAGGAGCAUGUAGCCUUGGAGAAAAGUUCUGAUGCCUCUGUGGUGAUGGGUCAGAAAGUCUUCAGUGACAUUACCAACGAUCUGCUUCACAGGCUGCCUUCCGUUAUGGCAAAAAACCUAUCUAUACCAUUGGCAUUUGCUUGCCUCUUGCACUUGGCCAAUGAAAAGAACCUAAAGCUGGAAGGGGCGGAGGAUUUGUCCGAAGUCUUUGUGGUCCAAGGAGAUUAACGUGUGCCUCAAGGCAAGAGUAAGAUUUAAGAAGAGGGUUUACCAGUGGAAGAUGCAUGGUGUGAACCAUCCACAGCUGUUUUCCCAUCUCCUGGAAAUGCUAAUGAGAACCUCGCACCAUUUUCAGCAGCUCUGGGAAAUGUGUGAAUACUUGGUAUUUUGGAAUUCUGGACCGUGGGUGGAAAGUGUGCCUAUUCCAGAGAUCCAUUGUGGUUUUAAUCCUCUCCUGAAGCCUACAUUUUCUCCUGGGAUUACAUGAGUUGUUCUAAGCCAUGUCCCAUGAACAUUUUGUAAUGUGUCCAUGUUACUUCACAGUCUUGAUGACUGCAAAUUACUUCUGGGUAUAUUUGUUUUUUUAAAUGUGUGCAUCCACUUCUUGUACACAGAAAGCUAACCUGUCUCCUUUUUAUAGUCAUUUAAUUUUAAUCACAAUUGAUUUGAUAUUUUUAGUAUAGAUGCUUAAAAAAAAUAAACUGCUGUGUGUGGUUUUUUAAA